AAUCCCCAUCGGAACCCAACUCCCUGACACAGAAGGCGGCAGCUGAUUGGCCACCAUCACCACUGCCUGGAGUGGGAGCUUGGAGUUAGGAAGCCGCUGCUUUGAGGUAAGCACUAUUUAAACUUAAACAUUUAUAGAGUGCAUGGGGUGGCCUCCCGUUCAGUAGUCAGAGUAGCUACAGGCUGUCCCCUCCCAUGGACUGCACUGAUACAAUCUUCCCAGGAGCGAGAGAGCAAACCAUUGUCUGUGAGUGUGAACUCAACCAACAAAACGACGAUAUGAGCAUCAAGGAGUCUAACCACGGGGGAGACCAACAAAACCCCAAUACUACCGCGAAAACUUGGGCACAAGAGGUUGACGAGAUGUAUUCUGUUUCCGAUGACGACGUUGCUUACUUUCCGGAAACAGUCAUUUCUCGUGCACCUCCAAAGCAAGACGAGCGUCAGAGUACUGUAAAAACUUGGGCUCAAGAGGUGGACGACGCGUUUUCUUUUUCGGCUGACCACAUCGCUUACUUUCCUGAUAAUUCAUUCGAGCGGCGUGAAAAGAAAGGUUACUGUGAGGUCAUCCGGCGCCACGUCCCCUUCCUGACCAGGGCAGAGCUGCACAGUCUGGGCGGCGGACACCUCCUAGGUGAGGGCGGCUUUGGCCGUGUGAGGAUGGUGACCUGGGAGAAUGGCGCCCUGGCUGUGGUGAAGGAGCUGUUGCAGGCCGGGCAGCUCCUGCCGGUGCUGGCUGAGGCCACUAUGCUGCUGCAGCUCAGUGGAGCAGGCGGAGCGCCCCAGCUUCUAGGUAACUUAUCUUGUAAUACACGUAGGCAUAGAGGAACAGAAAUGUUGUAUGAGAGUUUCCACUCAUAUUGCACUUUUAAAAGGGUGGAAUAAAAAGCAUUUCGUCUUAUCAACUCUUCUCCUCUGUGUGUCUUCAGUCUCUUCUCUUCUCUUCUCUUGCUAUCUUCUUCCGCUAUUUUCACGCUAACUGGUCUGCUCCUCUUGGUAAAUACAUGCCUCCCCUCCUACCGCGACCACGCCACAAGACACUUUGUUUCUCUCACUGCUAUUCCUUCCACCUCUUUAAUGUACGAGUUAACCAUCCAUUCUCCUUUUCUGGUAAACUCUAGAACUCCCUACCUGCGUCUGUAUUUCCGCCUUCCUAAGACUUGAACUUGGCCGGUGAUCCUCCUACAUAUGAUAUACACGACCACUGCGGUCAGGCGCUCAAUAACGUGUGUUGGUGUUGUGCAGGCGUGUGCCAGUCACCCCCCGCCCUGGUGCAGGAGUUUGUGGGACAGACCUAUGACCAGUACCUGAACGUGUGUUCGGUGAAGGAGUGCCUGGCGUCACUGGAGGCCGUGUGUCACUGCCUGCAGGAAGUCCACGACAAAGGCAUCCUGCACAACGACCUCAAGUGGAACAACAUUACGUUCACCGGCACAGUCAGCGCGCCUAUCUUCCACAUCAUCGACUUUGGCCUGGCUUCCUCCAGCGCCAGCGAGGAUGUGGAAAAGGCAGACGCAGAGAAGCGUCAUGAGGUCACCACUGAGGACGACGACGACUCACUUUAUUCAAGGAAGCCCCACUGGGUGGCGCCUGAGGUGUAUACAGGAGGACCCGUCUUCCCCUCUGGCGACGUGUACAGCCUCGGCUGGCUGAUGGACGACGUAAUGGACUGGUGCACACACGACUUCCUGACAGUUCCCCUCAGGAGUCUGUCACGCGCGUGCACUGCACGUGAUGCAACCUGCCGACCCUCCCUCGCCCGCGUGGCUCACUGCCUCGCCAUCCUCGCAAAAAGCCUCACGUUGCAACAGCUAGCUCAGAAAUUUACUCUUGAAGAAAAACAAGACGAAGGCGAAGGAGACGGCGGGAAAGUUAAUGGCGUAGUGUCAGAGAAACAAGACGAUGACAUCGUGAAAGUAGACGCAAAGAAGACUGAAAAACACAAAGUUCAUGAUGUAGAGUCCGGAAAGCAAGAGCAAGAUCAGGAAGUCGAUGAUAUAGAGUCAGUAGAUUAUCAAGAACAACAAGGUAAUGCAAAUUAUGAAUUUGUGACAGGAGACACAAACAAGAAUGGAAAGGAUAAUGUAGAUGAUGAUGUAGAUUCAGGAGAUGAGGAUGAAGAUAAGGCCGAUGAUAUAGAAGCUGAAGAGGAAGGAGACAAUGAAGACGAUGAAAUUGUGACGAAAGACAAAAACAAGAGUGAUGAAGAUGGUGACAUAAGUUAUACAGAGAUAAAAGGGGAAGAGGAGCAGAAAGGUACUGACACAGGACAAAAUAAGAACAUUAAAGAAGAGAGUGAGGUAGAUGAUCAAGAGAAAGAAGAGGAUGAAAAAAAUGAAGAGAUGGCCGAUGAUGUGCAACCAGAAGAGUUCCAAGAGAAAGAAAAUAAUGAAGAUGGUGAAAUUAUGGCAAAACACAAAAAGGAAAAGAAAAAAGAUGUUUAUGUGGACUACGUAGACUCAGAAGAGGAUGAGGAUGAAGAUAAUCGUGAUGAUGGAGAUUCAAAAGAAGGCGAUGUAGAGGAACAAAACAAUGAAGGAGAAGAAACUGGGAUAGAAUGCAAAGAGAAGAGAGAAGGUAAAGGUGUAAAGUCAGAAGAGAAAGUGGAAAGAGAAGAAAAGGAUGAAGAGGAACAAGAUUAUAGAGACGAUGGAAUGAUGACAAAAGACAAAAUGACGAUUGAAAAGAACGGUGAAUUGAAUGAUAUAGAAUCAGAAACAAAAAGGGAAGAUGAAGAUGAUGAUGAUAAUGAGUUUUUGGUAGAAGAAGAGUGGAAAAGGAAAGAACACAAAGAAAACGGUGAUAUCAUCACAGGAGACAGAAAGAAGAACGAUGAAGACGGAGAGGUAGCUUAUGUAGAAGAUGAAGAUGACGGUUAUGACAAACAGUCAGAAAAGGAGAAUGAAAAGGAAGAAGGCAAUGAAGGUGAUGAAACUGUGAUACCUUUAUUAAAUAAGAAUGAAAAUGAAAACGAUGAAAUAGACACAAAAGAGGAAGUGGAUGUUGAAGUAGAUGAUUAUCACACUGAGACAGAAGAGGAUGAAGAGGAAGAAAACAACGAGAACGGUGAAAAAGUGACAGAAAACAAAAAGAAGAAUGAAGGAGGUAAUGAAGAAUUAAAAGAGAAAGAGGGAAGUGAACAAGAUGAGGCACCAGAUGAUAGAGUGUCAGAAAAAGAGGGUAAAGAAGAAGAAAACAAAGAAAACGAUGAAAUUUUCACAGAAGAUGAGGGAAAUCAAAAUAAAGAAGAUAAGAGUGAUAAUAUAAUGUCAGAACAAGGAGAUAAAGAGCGGGAAGGCUACAAAGUUGUGAUGGAAGAGAAAAAGAAAAAGAAAAAAGACAGGGGGGUGAUAAAUAUACAGCCAAAACAGGAGGAUGUUGAUAAAGAUGUGGAUGAUGAUUUAAAGGAACAAGACAAUGAGGAUGAUGAAUUUGUGAGAGAAGACAAAAAGAAGGAUGGAGAGGAUGGUGAAGACGAUGAUAGAGAUUCAGAUGGGGAUAAAGAUGAGGGAGAUUAUAUAGAAUUAGAAAAGAAUCAACAGAAAGAAGACAAUGAAUAUGAUGAAGUUGUGACACAAGAUAAAAACGAGAAUGAGGAAGACGGUGAGUCUGAUCAUGAAGAGUCAGGGGAGGAAGACGAAAAUAAAGAAGAUGAGAGUUACAAUAUAGUGUCGGAAGAAGUGGGUAAAGAUGAGCAAGACAAAGAUAACGAUGGAACUGUCAUGGCAGAUCUUAUUAAAGAGAAUGAGGUAGAUUACGAAGAGAUAGAAGAGAAUGAGGAAAAUGAAGACGUUGCUAAUGACAGAGAACUAGAAGAGGAUGAAGAAGAAAAAAAUCAUGAAAAUGAUGAAUGUAAUGCAGAAGAAAAAGAGAAAAAGAAUGGAACAGACGGUGAUGUGGAUUAUGUAGAGUCAGAAGAAGAUGAGGAGAAAGAAGAUGAGGGUGAUGAUAUAGAUUCAGAAGAAGAGAAUGUAAAGGAAGAAGACAAAGAACACAAAAAAACUAGGGCAGAAGAAAAACGGGUGAUUGAAAAGGCUUGGGAAUUACAUGAUGCAGAACCACACUCAGAAAAAGAAAAGGAAGAUAAUAAUAAUGAUAAAGAUGAGGAUGAUGAUUUAGAACUAGAAGAAAAUGAAGGGAAAGAACACAAAGAAAACGAACAUAUUACGACAUAACACAGAAAGAAGAAUAAUGAAGACAGUGAGGUGAAAUAUGUAGACGAAGAUAAAGAUGAGGGUCACGGUAUAGAGACAGAAGAGGAGGAUAAAGAGGAAGAAGACAAUGAAGAAGAUAAAAUUGUGACCCUAGGCAAAAAGAAGAAGAAAAAUGAUGAAAACGAUGAAGUAGAUCUAGAUGAGGAAGAAGAUGAGGAUAAUCAUAAAAAGUCAGAAGAGAAUGAAGAGGACGAAAACAAUGAGAAUGAUGAGAAGGUGACAAAAGACAAAAAGAAGAUUGAGAAUGAUGAGUUAAAAGAGGAAGAGGAAGAUGAAGAAGAUGAGGAAGCAGAUGAUAUAGUGGCAGAAGAGGGUGAAGAGCAAGAAAACAAAGAAAACGAUGAAAUUGUCACAGAAGACAAAAAGAAGAAUGGAGAAGGGGAACUCUAUGAUGUAGAAUCACAUGAAAGAAAACACGAUCAAGAAGAUGAGGGUGAAAAUAUUACGUCAGAAGAAGAGGAUGAAGAGGAGGAACAUGAUGGAGUUGUGCUGGAAGAGGAAAAGAAGAAGAAAACAGGUGAGGUGGAAUAUAUGCAGCCAAAACAGCAGGAUGAUGCUGAUAAAAUGAGGAUGAUUUAGUGCCAGAAGAAGGGGACAUACAGGAAAAAGACAAUGAAGACGAUGACUUUGUGACAGAAGACACAAAAAAAGAAUAGAGAGGAGGAUGAAGACGAUGAUAUAAACUCAAAAGAAAAGAAUAAGGUUGAUGUGCCUUAUGAUGUAGAAUCAGAAGAGGAGGGAGAGGAAGAAUACAAGGAAAACGAUGAUACUGUGACAGAGGAGAAAAAGUAGAAUCAAAAAGGGAAAGUUCAUGAUGUAGAGUCAGAAAGGGAAGAGGAAGACGAGAAGAUCAAUAAUAUAGUGUCAGAAGAAGAGGAUUUACAAGAAAUAGAGAUUAAAGAUGAUGAAUUUGUGAUAGAAGACACAAAGAAAAAUGGACAGGAUGAUAAACACGAUCAUGUAGAUUCGGAAGAGAGGAUAAAAAUAAAAUUGUGACAGAAGACAAAAACAAGAAUGAUGAAAAUGAUGAGAUAGACAAUGAGGACAAUGGAAUUAUGACACAAGAGAAAAAAAAGAAUAAAUAUGACGGUGAAGUGGAUUAUGGAAUGUCAAAAGAAGAGGAAGAAAAAGGUGAUGAGACUGAUGAUGCAGAACAAGAUGAUGAAACAGAUGGUAGAGAAGAGGAACAGGAAGGAGACAAGGCUGAUGGUAUAGAAAACCGAACAAGAAGAAGACCAAAGAGGGAAAGUGGUAGAUGACGAAGGAUGAUGUACUGUGAGUGUGGAUGACGAAGGGUUAUGCAGUGUGAGUGUGGAUGACGAAGGGUGAUGCGGUGUGUGUGUGGAUGACGAAGGGUGAUGCGAUGUGAGUGUAGAUGACGAAGACGAUGUUACAGUGUCAGAAGAGGAGGAGGAGAAAGAGAGAAAAAUGAUGAAAUUUUGACAGAACGCUUUGCCUUGAAGAAAUUUCUGGUCUCAACUUCACCAUAGACCACAAUGUAAUCAGUACCAUGCACUUCCUCGUCGUCCUCAUGAAGCAAGAGCAAGUGAAGUUCAAUACACUAGUGUACAUCAAGCCAACUAACCCUAGUCUUUGCCUUAAUGGAAGGAGCGAAUGUCCUGACCGAUAUAAGAAAUCUACACUAUCGGUGCUUACAUCUGAAGAUCACUCACACACUGCAGUACUUGGUAGCAAGAAAUAGAAAAGGCAACACAAGUAUUAAUAAACAACGGCUUCAGUUAGAAGAACAUCGUCCAACAAACCAAGAUCAUCGAUAAGUGACAUAAUUCCAUCUCCCCCGAAGACUCAAGAAAGCCUGACAUCACCAAAUACUACCGUGUCUUCUUCUCCACAGCAUACAAAGAAGAUGAAAGAAUCAUUACACAAAUAGUGAAAAGAGAUAUCAAGCCCACAGACAGAGAAAGGAAGAUAAAGCUCCAAAUUUACUACACGAACAAGAAAACCAGCCACCUCCUACUUAGAAACAGUCCCCACAUAGAAAUAGAGACAACCCAGAAGUCACACGCCGUGUAGAAGUUCACCUGCAAACAAGAAAACUAUGAAGUCUUCCCUUCAACUAACAUCGGCAUGACGCCAAUGAAGCUGUCUCGACGGCUCACCUGCCACCAUACAUCCGGAGCCCCAAGAGUACACCUACAGCAGCAGCACGGCAUCAAGAUCACAAGAAAAGAACAGGAGGAAAACACUGAAAUCUCAGAAAAGUGUUCAGAUGCGAGACGCCUUGCAAUACUUGAAGCACUGUACAUAAAGGAAUUCAACUCCAGGAGUGAGGUUUAUUCUUACAACGAUUCGCCGUAUGACUGACGGCAUUUUCAAGCGAACUAGAAAGGUGGAGAGUAAAUCCUUAAGUGGGUGGUAUCAAAAAGAUAAAACCUAGCGAUGAACCUAGUCAGUAGAAGCCAUGAAUCCAUCCGAUGCAUACAGUCACGAUGACCAGUCGAAGACACCGUGAUCCAAGAGUGGUAAUAGUGUAGAUUACACCGCUGGCCCGUCUUGUAAAUAUUCCGUCGCGUAGAAGGACGUGUAUGG
Scylla paramamosain (green mud crab) is the source of this 6763-nucleotide messenger RNA. Its product is annotated as glutamic acid-rich protein-like. NCBI's taxonomy places the organism in Eukaryota, Metazoa, Arthropoda, Malacostraca, Decapoda, Portunidae. The transcript has a single exon. The record is from RefSeq and is a predicted model, not a curated record.